CGCCGCUGUGAGCAGACCGUUAUAUCAAACAAAAUAUUGAUACUGAAAUAUUGGAAUAUUCUCUCCUGCGGACUUCAAGUAAUCACCGAUGUCACCUUUAUAUUGCCGUUCUGCACGUCGCAUAGAUACUUAACACGGAUCCAUCUGAUGAAUGGAAGUCUAAACCUUUGAACUAUCGACAACCAAUUCAAUGAUUAAGAACAUCAAUCGGCAGCAUCCAUUCAUUUAAUUGGUAUCAUCACGUGACGACUAAUCCUCGUUCUCAUGGAGCUCUUAAGGACCGUCUGACAGUGAUGGUGACUUUGAAACUGUAUAACAUGUCAGCGGACAGUCGCAGCAAAAGUCUUUCUGCUAAAGAUCCGACAAAAAGCAAGCAGAAUAUUUGAAACAAGAUAUCUCAACUGCUGAAGUUUGUGAAUUCGAUAGGUGGUUUGAAUUGAAAGAGGAACUGAACAUUCAGAGAGAUUCAGCGAGAAACUGCGAGUUGCAUCAUGUGAGGUUACGUCAUCAUGGAAUAUCUUCUGUUUAUUUUGUUUGCUUCGAUCUUGUGCGCAUACGUGGCCGCUUCCCGGCAGUGUUAUUUUUCCUGCAAUUGCAGUGAGAGGUUGUUUCCCUCCAUUAACCGAACACUCUAUACGCUGGACUGCGGAUUCAUUGGAUUUAACUCGUUGCCAAUAAACGCCACCUUGCGGCGUCAAUCUGCAUUCAUCCUUUCAGGAAAUGGAUAUGCGUCAUUUUUAGACAUAACAGGGCUGCUCGGUAUCAGGAAUUUAGCCUACUUAGAUUUGUCCCACAACAAAAUUAACACUUUGUCAAAUUUUCAAGUAAAUGGCGACUUUCUAAAGGAGCUAAACUUGGAUUCCAAUCUGUUGGAUUAUGUCCCAGCAGACGCCUUCACUGCGACGUCAGAGUUGCAGGUUCUCUCCCUCGCCUCGAACAGGAUUGAGGUGAUUCACGCGCGAGGUUUUACGCACUUGAGUUAUCUUAAGCAUUUAAACAUGUCUGCCAACCGCCUCUCCCAAAUCAACCCUUUGUGGUUCUCUGUGCUGGAAAGGCUUGAACUGCUAGAUCUUUCCAACAACAACAUCCAUGAACUUUCGGAUGGGGUUUUUAAGAACUUAAAAAGGUUGAAAACACUGUCGUUGCAUGGAAACGACUUUCACACAUUAGACCAGGACUCCUUUGCAGGCCUCAUAGAUCUGAAGACACUUUUUCUGAACAAUAAUCACAUUAAAACCAUCCCUACAACAGCUAUGCAAAUUUUCAAGCAGAUGAAACUUAUUGAUUUAAGUGGGAACCAUUUCCGUCGAUUGACACCCAGAACUCUGUUUCGGAUAAACGUGACUUGUCUUCGCAUUAAUUAUCAGGAUGACCUUCUAUUGGUUGAAAGGAACAGUGUCACAGAGAUGCCUUACUUGGAGGUAUUAGAACUGCACAACAAUAAGAAACUCGUGUACAUAAGUCCCGAGGCAUUCUCGAGGACGCUCAAACUUCGGACACUGGAUCUCCAUGGCAAUGCUCUCCGGACCGUGGAGUACAGAAUGAUCGAGGCUCUUCCCUCCCUCACUUCAGUCAGUUUUCAUGGCAAUCCUGUUGACUGUUCUUGCUCAAUUCACUGGGUUUUGGAUGAUGUGUACGUCAGGAGCAAAAUAACCAUUUUGCAAUUAGAACACAUCGUUUGCUCAAGCCCGCCGUCCUUAAAAAAUAAACAUCUCUACAAACAAGAAAGGCAAUUUCCCAAAACCUGCAAACCUCAAAUCCUGCCAUUGUUUGAAAAGUCAAUCCAUGUUGUCCAUGGGGAGGAGUUCUCCCUAGACUGUCGUAGCUACGGGGUUCCCACUCCCGCCAUCUUGUGGCAGACACCGCAUGGAGUUUUAUACGCAAAUAAUUCGGAGAUCCGCCAUCUGAGGGUGCUAGAGUCGGGCACCUUGGUAUCGUCUGCUGCGUUCGAAGAAGACACUGGUCUGUAUUCUUGUGUUUCGUCCAAUCCAAGAGGCCAAGUUGCCAGGCAUAUGCGAGUCUUGGUAAAACAGAUGAAGGCUGCGCUUAUCAUUCUCAACACCAAGCCAGAUAGCAUAGCAGUGACGUGGAAUGGAACAUCCAAUUACAACCAAUACGAGAUACUAUGCAAAUUACCAAAAAGUAACAACCAAACCUGCGCCACGGUCAAAUUGGCUCCGUACAUGCGCAGUUACACUAUCACAGGUUUGAAACCGAACACCAGAUACUUUAUGUGCAUUGCUAUGUUACAUCCGGGACACGAAAAACACGAACGUUGUCAACAAGUUGAAACGAAGUCAUACGGUUCCAUCACUGCCGGGAUUUUAAAUAUCAGGCCGUAUGUAUUAGGUGUAGGGGUCGGGGGGACCGUGAGUCUUGUUGCCAUCGCUUUAAUUGUCCUCUUAGCAUAUCUAAGACACAAGCGGAACCAGCAACGAAUGAAGGAACUUUAUGGCGAUAACCUGUCCCAAAUGUUCCUGGCAAGUGUUGACAGCUUUUCUGACAUCACACCCAUGACGUAUGAGAAUCUGGCCGCUCAAGUGUUUGAUGAAGAUGACAUCGCAGAGAUACGGGGCACGUCUGCCUUUGCUGCCUCAGUCACACCUGAAGCAUAAUUGAAGCACCUGAAGCAAGGGUCACGAGUCCAAUUCAUAAAGCGAAAGUGUCGGCGGCUGUCAAUGGAAUCUCCUGCCUUCCAGCUGUGAUGAAAGAAUCUUUGCAGUGAAGUGCGUCACUGGCAAAAUUACAACAUGGAACGCCUAAUUCCUUUAACGCGAAUUGAAAGCAAUGUAUCAUGCAGUCAAAAAACACAUUUGUGAUUUUUGAUGUAGCACAUAGCGCCUCUUAUUUGCGGUAGCGAUCUAGAAAGUUUGAUCCACGGGUGGUGCGAUCGAGUUGCACGAGCUGUGUUGGAUUCGAGUCUGACGAUAUAAUUGCCCUGUGCCAAAAACACAUAGGAACUCGCUUAUACUUUUGCUACAUGCAUACAGAUAUUAUGAUUGGCAUGGUAUGCCACUUUUCGUGACGAAUUACGGAGUGCUGAAUUUGGACUAUAGCCCAUCAACCAGAUAACUCCACCCCGAACCAGUCAAUUAAUAUUCACUAUGACUUACAGUUAUGAUCUGCUUAUGUAUGAAAUAAGACGUAAGAAGGCUGUUGUAAUCAACACUGACCAGCCUAGGCCUAGACCUCAACUUCGAGGUAUGACUGAUAGGCUUGCUCUAUAAUAGGCUUUUGCUAGGUUCAUGAAUAUUCACCAUUAAGGUGGGCCUAGUGACUAUUCCUUGUCAGGUGUUAUAGUUCCGGAGUAUUUUUGCUAUUACUGAUUACAGAAUGGACACGUUUUGAAAUGGGCGUUUUAUAGAGAUUCGUAUCGGCGGUCCAGCACGUCUUGCCACGAGGAUACAGCAGAACGGAAGAAGAGCUCGGACAAGUGAAUUGUUGUCCUUAUGAACAAUGAUAUGAUUCCUAUGACCAAACCUGGAGAACGCAAUACACGUUGCUAUCAGGGGAGUAGGGAGCGGGGGGGGGGGGCAGGGCAAAUGACCCCCUCCCCAGUAUAUAAUUAUGAAUAUGCUUUUGAUCGUGAUAUUGGCGGAUGAAUUUCGAAAACCCCCCCCCCCCCCCAUACCAAAAAGCUGGCUACGCCCCUGUACAUAGAGUUCAGUAAAACUCUGGAAAGAAUGGGCAUCACCUGGAGAACAUGACUGCGCAAAUGAGUAGGAUGGGUCAUACUGAGCAACAUCUGACAUCUAACAAAUUCAAUCUGGUGCAAUUUUUCAAAAGUUGCAUGAUUGUAUAAAAGGAAUCAAGUGCAUAUAAGCGAUCUAUCAUAAACAAUCAGAGGGGGAGGGAUUCAAGUCCAAUAAGUGAAUAUUCGGUCAUUAAUUUAUCUGACAUCAUCCUCGCCGUAAUUUCGGAACCAUUCGAGAAUUUCCGGAAUGUCGUCGGAACUAUUCAGGAUUUACGGCCACACCGUACACGUUAGCUGCAUCACGCACGUAGCUUUGUCCGUCGAUUGGACCUAUUUACUCCCCGCAGUGCACUGUGGGUAUAGUACGCACAAAUUAUGAUAAGUUUAAAAGGAAUAUUUCUGUAGUCUUUAAUUAGUAAAGACAAAGUCUUGAAAUACAGUGGUAAAGAUAAACAAUUUUGGCACAGCUUAGACUGAAAACCACCAGUUCCAACUUGGGGAAAUUGUUUUCGGACUUUAUGUCGGUUUCGCACUUGUUGUUGGUCAAAAUUAAGAUGGUUUAUGUCUGUUGAAAUUAGUGAUAGGUUAAAAAAAUGUUGACUGGAUUCGUUGGUACUGCAGUACAGCUACCUGUGCCGAAUCCCCCCCCCCUCCUCCCCUUGGUCUACUGCGUAUUUUUAAAAAGAUUUCUAAUGGUAUUGGUGCUGGUAUAAUGUCAAAAUGGCAUUGAACGUAAAUAGAUAUGGCUAGAAUGUUAUUUGCUGGUCAAUAGCACGGGUACUAGAGCUGUUUUCGUCGAUUUCUUAUGCUGGUUGCCAAGUGGGCUCCGCGGAUGGUGAUUGUGAGAAGGUCCCAACAUUAUUUGGUGGUGGGUUCAGCGGCGGACUGAUAAAAUGAACCGCAGACACCGAGUUGGCAUUGGGUAUGACGUCAUCAUUCCCGGGUGACACUUCAUGCUUGGCGGCUGGCAUGAAUUGUGAAAUCAACUUUUUCCAUUGUAUCAAUCUAAAAAAAUGGUUAAAACUGUCAGUUCACCUUUAAGAGUGUAUGAUUUGUCGUUAUUCAUCUGAGAAAUGAACUAUUCGUCUGCCAGAGGAUGAGAAUUAAGGGAACCAUUUUGGAGAAGGAGGCGCAGUUCAACAAAAGGUCCAGGUACUACUCAUCUUCAGCCAUCGCAUAUAUGUCUUAAUUCUGUCCAGCACGAAACCUGGUUGUGGCGACCUUGAACCGCGAAAGGGGAAUGUCAAAGCAGCUCAGCGAAACAAGCACAGAAUAUAAAUAAAUAUGUAAAUAAAACUUGGAUGUAGACUAAGAUAUUUUCCUAUCCACAACACUUUGUAAAAAACACAGUUUAGUUUGUUUGAAUAUGCAUGAAAUAAAGUCACGUAAAAGACCCA
Lineus longissimus is the source of this 5091-nucleotide messenger RNA. Its product is annotated as leucine-rich repeat neuronal protein 3-like. Bases 510 to 2615 code for a protein of 701 amino acids. Gene Ontology annotation, molecular function: protein binding. Lineage: Eukaryota; Metazoa; Nemertea; Pilidiophora; Heteronemertea; Lineidae. The transcript has 3 exons. The record is from RefSeq and is a predicted model, not a curated record.